Messenger RNA from Ostrinia furnacalis (Asian corn borer), 1477 nucleotides. It is a transcript of the gene Gas8, whose product is annotated as Growth arrest specific protein 8. NCBI's taxonomy places the organism in Eukaryota, Metazoa, Arthropoda, Insecta, Lepidoptera, Crambidae. Gene Ontology annotation, molecular function: microtubule binding; small GTPase binding. The record is from RefSeq and is a predicted model, not a curated record. Gene Ontology annotation, biological process: cell motility. Gene Ontology annotation, cellular component: microtubule; motile cilium; Golgi apparatus.
CUAAAAAUAUUAUAAAAUUGUAAAUAUUUGAAGACUUACACAUAAACUAUCACAAUGCCACCAAAAGGAGGGAAAGGAGGUGGAAAAAAGGCUCCAGCAAUCAUCAUCGAUGGAGUAGACACCUCUGAAAUGACUCGAGAAAAGCUCGAGCAGUUCACACUCAGAGUCAAAGAAGAACUUGACAAAGAAAGAGAGGAGCGCAACUACUUUCAGCUAGAAAGAGACAAAAUAAGAACCUUCUGGGAAAUUACUCGACAGCAGUUGGAAGAAGCCAAAGCCGAACUAAGAAACAGAGAAAGGGCGACCGAAGAAGCUCAAGAGGAGAAUGAAGCGCUUUUGGAGACUGAAAAGCAAAAGAUAAAGCAUUUGAAGUAUGAGCAGCAAGCGGCUGCAGCAGCUUUAAGAGCUGAGAAUCUUGUAGCACUAAAAGCUGCUAAAGAGGAGCAUGCUGAACAAGAGUUAGAGCUGCUAAAUGACAAAAGAGUUCUGAGGCAAGAGAUGAGAGAGAAGGUAUUGGCUGCACAGGACGAGUUAAGGCGAGCUAAAUUGAUUCAUGCCGAAGAAUUGUCGAAAGCUAGAGAGGUUUUUGAAGAAAGGGCACGUCAGAUAGAAGACAAAGCAGAGAAGAAAUUACAUGAAACAAAAGUAGAGUUGACGGUGAAGCACAGAACAGAAAUUUCAGAAGUAGAAGAAAGAAAGAAUAAACAGCUUUCAGAUCUGAUUGCACAUCAUGAAAGGGCGUUUUCUGAUUUGAAAAACUAUUACAACGAUAUCACGUUGAAUAAUCUAGGUCUUAUCAGCAGUCUAAAGAUACAAAUGGAAGACAUGCAGAAGGUUAAAGAACGAGCAGAGAAGAUCGCUCGAGAUGCGGUCGCUGAGACCAAGAGUUUGAGGGAGCCGCUAGAAGCUGCUAUCAUUGAUAAUAAGGAGUUGAAGAGGCAGAUGUCAAAUUAUGAUAGGGACAAGGCUGCACUAGCUGCCAAAACGAAGCAGUUGGCUUCUCUGGAGAAGCAGUUUGAAGUCCUGAAGUGGGAGUAUGAGGUGUUGCAGGUUCGAUUUGACAGAGUUUUGGCUGAGAGGGAUGAGCUGAAGACCAGGUUCUCAAGAGCUGUGCUAGAAGUUCAACAAAAGGCUUCAUUGAAGACAGCGCUGCUUGAAGCGAAGCUGAAAAACAUGGAAGCUAGAGACCUUGGACCAAGAGAAAUGCAUGAGUUGCUCAAACUAAAAGAUACGCAAGUUGAAGACCUUAGAUACGAAGCUGCCAGACUUAGAAGCCACGAUGAUCUGCUAGCAACUUAUGAAGCGAAACUUGCCAAACUUGGUGUCCCAGCUGAAGAACUUGGCUUCAAACCUCUAAGAGCUGUAGCAGUGGCAGGACUGGCACCAGUGGUCGGCCAAGGGCCUGCUGGGUUGGUCACUAAAGAUCAGUGAGGAUUACCUAACUGUUGAAAUGUAAUAUUAUUUUUAUCCUGUAAUC